Molecule: messenger RNA, 4069 nt
Organism: Porites lobata
Lineage: Eukaryota; Metazoa; Cnidaria; Anthozoa; Scleractinia; Poritidae
Source: the annotation of a GenBank genome assembly
AUUUCUCUCGAGGCACAAGCAUUCUCUUCUCACUUUGGAGUUCGUGCCCAAUCUGUAGCUCAAAAGACUAAAAGCAAGAAUAUCACAAAGUACGUAACUCUAGAAUACAUUUUGUUUUGUUAUUGUCAGAGAAAUGGGGCAGAAACAUAAGAUCAAGGUCGUUGUUUGAUCGAGUUUCGCCUUAGCCUGUUUGACCCUCUAUAGCCAGCUAGUAAGGGCACCCAACGUCAAUUUUUGGAAAAUAUCUGUUCGGAAGACGAUUUGAGAUUGAGAUCUAGAAUUUUCGGGACAUUUGUUGUAAAAUUUCUUGCUUGCCUGCCUCUCCUAGGAUUUUCGAACAUCUAAAAAAUGGUAUCUUGCCCAUUUUUAACGGAUUUUUACCCUAAAAAGGUCAACUAGAAUUUUCGGGAGCCUUUUUUCUGGCUGAAAUUUUCGAAAAAGUAAGUUUGAUCCCUAUAAUUUUCGGAUCACUAGACUUUCAGCCAGGAAAUCCGAACAGAUGUUUCAGUUAUUAGGAACGGUAAGCAGCGAACUCAAAAUCCUUUAAAAUCGCUCAAAAAACCGCUUUUGAGGCAAAAGGACGAUAAUAUACCACAGGUAAGGUAAUUCAACGUUUAUUUAAUUUUGAUUUAUAGAAUUAUUUAGCGAUAUAUCGUUAUAGCUGAAGCAAACGGUAAAUCCAGUACAUUUACCAUAAAAUAACCAUCGGCUGAAUCGGUUACACACACAAUGUUCCCUGUGCUUGAAUUUUAUGCUUGAGAAAAACUGUGGUAAAAAGAAAUUUCGGUCAACCGCGCCGUAAGAGGGGCAUUUUACUGUCAGUGUUAUCGAGCAAAAUUUUUCUUCUCUUAAUAUCGCCUAACUUUUACGUUGGCACAGGUCUGUAGGAGUUUGAUCCCUUAAAAAAUGCUUGCACCAAAUGUGAAGACAGCUGUCGUCAUCCUGGUAAUGAUUGUGCCGUUUGUGUGUGCGUAUGUCGAUAAAGCAGGUACUGAAUAAAUAUUGCUGCGAAAUCAAAUUAAUUUAAGUGAUCAUUUGAUUUUCAAAACAUUUUCGGGACUAAGGUUGAAGGGGAUAUGUCAUGGCGAGUUCCAGGCUUUGCAAAAUUCAUAACCUGGGCUGGGUUGUUCAAAGCUGGGGAAAUUUGAAUCAGAUAUGAAAGGUUAAAAGGCAAAUUCAGUUUUAAUUUUUUUUGUCUACAAUUUGAUGAUUGGAAUUAGAUGCCUAAAAGUAAUGGAGAGAAUUACCCGAUAAAUCGACUUAAAAAUCUACCGGAUUAAACUUUAACCCCAGGCAAUUGACCUUCGAAGAACCUGAGGUAUUGUUAGCAAUCUUUUGUCAUACUUGGAACUCUAGAAGAAAAAUAUCAAAUUUUUCUUGCAAAGAAAGAACAGAGCGUGAUCGGGUUUUGGUCAUUUGUAGACAACACCUUGGCCAAAUUCCUUCAAUUUUUUCAAUUCUUUUCAAGUUCAAACAUGGAUGUCAUGUACUUUUUUAAGAGCAUCUGAAAGAAAAAAAAAAAUCUGUUCAUAUUCUAAAACUGUGACGAGAAAUUCAUUGGCCAAACGUUUGAAGAAAGUCAAGGAGGUGAGGUUGUUAAUAACUUGACCGAAAGAUACAAGUAAAUACGAGCGCAAAAAGUCGACCUUUCGUCGUCAUCAUAACGCCAUUAUCAAGACUAUCUAAGUAAAAUUUUUUGCGUAUAAAUGUAUCAGUAUAGGAAAAUUACUGAAUUCAGUUUUCGUGGGAUGUGACGAAUUAUGCAGAUCUCGGAGGCUGUAUUAUCUACCUCUGCCGAUAACAUCCUCCUCGAUCCAGUUAACCUACAUAAUUCAUCAAGUCAUACUCAAUCUCAUUCAUAAAACAUAAUUGUUAAAUAAUCUUAAAAACCCUUUGAGACGGAAAACUAUACAAUUUUCACCUCUAAGGGACACGGCGAGUAACAUGCUGAUCAUUUUAUAUGCCCCCCUCCUACACGUCAACCGGAAGUGGACUUUGGGUAAAGGAUUUGCUAAUUUCUUUAGUAAAUCGUCUCUUAGAGCAAAGACACCUAGGAAAACAAAUGUGUUCGCGUCAAGGCAUUUUUUAAGGGAAAAGAUCUCAUUUCCGGAUGACCUGCGUCGCUCAAAGACGUCUAUUAUGAGUUUUCGAUCAAGUUCUGUACUGGCAUUUGUACAUUUCAUCUCACAAUAAACUGUCUUUUUUUCCCGAAAGGCAGCAACGCAGGUUUUAUUCGUUGCCGUGACGGAAGACGUUGCGAAGACCGUAAAACAUGCUGUUAUUAUGCACGUCUCCGAAGAUACGCCUGCUGUAAUAGCCCAUUUGCUAAUUGUUGUCAUGGCAGCAUGGACGGAAAGUGUUGUCCAUAUUUUUACAGGUAAGUUUGCUUAAACUAUACAAUACUAUGCGGAGAAACUACUUAGCUCCUGGUGGGGAGGGGGUGGUUCUACCCGAAAUGGGUUCCUUUUUUAGGCCUCACGUAUAUGACAUUGUAUCGCCCCAUGUAAAGGAAUCCAGGGCAGUCUUGGAUUCUGGAUUCCAAUCGUUAGUGGGAUUCCGGAUUCCAUAAGUAAAAUUUUCCCGGAUUCUGGAAUCCGAAUUCUCUUAAAUGGGGCGAAAUGGUACGGUUUUUACCAGCGAAAGUAUAUAAAAGGGUAGGGAAAUCCGUACUUUUCACUCUGUAAAAAGGCCCAAAAGGGCAGACAUAUGCAUUUUAUGGCUGUGAAAAAGUCGUGAAAACGUCCUGGUUUUGUGAGUUAUUCAUGCCAGCAUGUGAAAGAGAUACUAUUUGUCAAAGGAAGGUAUAUCGUAUAUAACACGAAAGGGGUACCUUUUCUGCAAAAAAGUGGUAAUUGUGUCAAAUGCAGGUGAAUUUUCUUCGAGUUAAAUUCUUGGGGACCGCACUCAAUUUGAGAAAGGAAAAAAAAAAAUAGUCGCUGUGUCUUAACGUCCUGCAUAAACGCCGCAUAAGGAAAUUUCACGCCGGGCUUGUGCAGCCAAGAAACCAAGGAAAUAAAAUGUACCAAAAAGUGUGCUGCACGUGCAAAAUUGUUGUUUUGCUUUUGUUGACGUUCUCGUCUUUGCCAUCACUGUCUUUGUUGCUCAAGCUCUCCACAUGAACGCCAUAUCAAUUGCACGCCUUUCUUUUUUCAAGGAUCAUUUUCGGUUAUAGCAAAAAUUACGUACUCACUGUCAAGAGGGACGCCAGUGGGAGAGAAAGACCGCGUCUGAGCUCGGACAGAUGCAGUAAAAUUUAUCGUCUCGCCAUUCACGUUGUCUUUAGAACUUUAGUCAGAUAUUUUACGGCGUAGUUGCGGAGGGACCGCAUCGAAAUUGACAGAAUAGCGUGAUGCACGUGCAAAGUUUUUGUUUUGCUUUUUGCCGUUCUCGUUGCGGUCGCCGUUGCCGUUGCUUUAACUCCCUGUUGUUGUGAUCCGGAAAUUUAGCUACCAUGGUAACAUGACGUAACACUUCUCAUCCCUAUUGGUUAAUGACCGCAGGUCUGGGAACGAGAACGGGGGAGACUGAAUCAGAGCAUGCGCCAGUCUUAUUCAGCAACUCUCUGGCUUUCUUCGCUUGCUCUACUUGACUCGGCUAAGAGGCUGACCCUCUCUUCCGGGACAACUAUUCUCCUUAUAAACGGGCCUAAAUCUUUCCUAAUCCCCCGUUAAUAUUGCUAUUCUUUCUUUGCUUUGGAGGUGUGACCAAGCGACAAGAAAGUGCGUUCAGCCGCGUUUUCCAAGUUUAAAUAACAGGAAGUCAAUCCACUUGGAUGCAACUGAAAUUCGUGGUUGUGAGAGAGAAUUACUCCCAGAUCAGCGUCUCGACUUCGAAUAAGAGAAUCUCUUCAAAACGGAAGAUACAUUUUUUGGCAAGUUUUCUUCAGUUGUAAUGAAGCUUCAGUGACUGAUAGUUCGCACGAGUAACAAUAGUCGAUCGCGUGCACAUUUUUUCCGACGACCUUUCUUGAAACAGCUGUAUACAAGUACUUCAGGUUGUCUGCAGUUGCAUGAUAUGUAAUCACACGGCUUUAGAAUAAAAUCCAUUAAAAGGGGUAUUCCUUCCCAGG